This is a messenger RNA of Hermetia illucens (black soldier fly), 3499 nucleotides long. RefSeq names its product poly [ADP-ribose] polymerase (gene Parp1). Bases 130 to 3129 code for a protein of 999 amino acids. The transcript is spliced from 7 exons. Gene Ontology annotation, cellular component: nucleus. The record is from RefSeq and is a predicted model, not a curated record. Gene Ontology annotation, molecular function: NAD+ poly-ADP-ribosyltransferase activity; DNA binding; zinc ion binding. Lineage: Eukaryota; Metazoa; Arthropoda; Insecta; Diptera; Stratiomyidae.
CAGCGGCUACAAAACUUGUGAAGGAAUUCGCAAUUGCAAAGAUUGGUUCAGGCGUCUCGAUAGUGUCGUUACUUCGUGGAAGUUUUAGUGUUUUUCGAGCUUGAUUUGCGUUGAUUUUGAUUGCGUGUCAUGGCUACAGCAGAUGAAGACCUUCCGUUCCGUGCGGAAUACGCAAAGACUGGCAGGGCCAGCUGCAAAAUGUGUAAAUCGCCAAUCGGGAAAGACUCAUUGCGACUUGCCGCCAUGGUCCAGUCGAGUUUCUUCGAUGGAAGGCAACCGAAUUGGUUUCAUGAGAGCUGUUUCUUUAAAAAGCAGCGUCCGGCGUCUGAAGGUGAUAUCGCCAACUUUGAGAACAUUCGUUAUGAUGAUCAGCAGCGGAUAAAAAAACAAAUUGCGGAUCUUGGCAACGGAGCUGUGAUAGCACCCACUGGAAAAGGUAAAAAGCGAUCCAAAGGGGACUCUGCGGCAAUGAAAGAUUUCGGAAUUGAGUAUUCGAAAUCUGGGAGAGCGACAUGUCCUGGCUGUCAACUGAAAGUAUCGAAGGAUGACGUACGUGUGAAGAAGGUGGUUUAUGAUACUGAAGUGGGCAUGAAAUUUGGUGGCCAAGCUUUGUGGCAUCAUCUUGAAUGUUUCGCACAAAUUCGAAAUGAUUUAGGAUGGCUGGAAAAGGGGGAAAUGUUACCUGGAUUUAAAGCGCUCUCUGCUGAAGACCAAAAAAAAGUGAAGACACUUUUACCGGCAAUAAAAGCAGAGGGAGCUCCGGAGGUGAAGAAGGCAAAACUGGAGCUCAAAGAGGAUCCGGAAGCAAAGGAACUUGAGGAGAAGAUCGCCAAACAGAAUGCUGAAUUAUUCAAAUAUCGCGAUAAAAUCCAGAAAGAAAAGAUGAAAAAGGACGAUAUGAUCGCUAUUCUAGAGGAAAAUGAUCAAGAUGUGCCGGAGGGAGACACCCUCAAGCUGCUAAAUCUGGUUUGCGAUGUCUUAACAUUUGGAGCUUUGAAACGGUGCAAGAAAUGCAAAACUGGGCAAUAUGUUUUCAACAAAUCUGGUUACAUCUGCACUGGUGAUCUGAGCGAGUGGGUUAAAUGCGCCAAUUUAGAGAAGGAUCCACCUCGCAAGCCAUGCAUCAUAAGUCGGGAGUUGAAGGAGCAGUACUCGUUCCUGAAAAAAUACAAAGGGAAAGUACAAACUAGAGCUAUUAAGUAUGUUCCUCCAAGCGCUCCCUCCUCACUUGAGCCCAUUAAAAAGGAGGAAGACUUAGAUGGGACACCGAAAGUUAAGCGCGAGAAACCGCCACUUUAUCAAUUGCAAUUCGUUAUCAUUGGUUUGAAACCCAGUGAGGAAAAAAUCAAAAAAGCUAUUCACAAGUUAGGCGGUAAUGUUGUUUCGAAAGUACACGAAGGUCUCGCGGCGGUUAUUUCUGACGAAGAAGCGGUCGAGAAAAUGGGUUCUCGAAUGGAACAAGCAAAGUCUUUUGGUAUUCAGGUUGUGCCGGAGGAUUUCGUCGAUGCUGUAAAGGACGAUCCAUCAGGAGCGAUUUCUUAUAUUACCAGCAAGAGUAUUUGUGAUUGGGGAACUGACCCUCACUCUCGUAUACCUCAGGAGGAUUCAAACAAAUCGAAAUCCAAGAGCAUCUACACCAAGUCCGUUCCAAAAUCGAAAAAACUGAAGUUGAAAGGCGGCGUUGCAGUAGAUCCCGAUUCCGGAUUGGAUGAGGUUGCCCAUGUUUACAUUAAAGGUAAGGAGGUAUGGAAUGUGGUGCUGGGCUUGAUGGAUCUACAGAAGAAAAAGAAUUCUUUCUACAAGUUGCAGUUGUUAGAACGUGAUACUGGGAACAAGUACUGGCUCUUCAGAUCUUGGGGAAGGAUAGGGACAACAAUUGGGGGUAAUAAGGUGGAAGAUUGUCGCGGUUUAAUAGAAGCGCAGAAUAAAUUCAUGGAACUUUAUGAGGAGAAGUCUGGGAACCCGUGGGAAAACAGAGAUAAUUUCCAAAAACUUCCAGGCAAGAUGUAUCCAAUAGAUAUCGACUAUGGGGCAGAUGAGGAGAAACUUGUUGGCAUCGGGCACAGCAACAUUAAAUCCAACUUACCUGACCGCGUGCAAGAUUUCAUCAAAUUAAUUUUCGAUGUUAAUAUGAUGAAAAAGGUGAUGUUGGAAUUUGAUCUGGACAUGGAAAAGAUGCCUUUGGGUAAGCUAAGUACGAAACAGCUGCAAAGCGCUUAUAAGGUGCUCACGGAAAUUUCUGAGUUGAUUAAGAAUGGCGGGGAAACUUCCCAAUUUAUCGAUUGCACAAAUCGCUUUUACACAUUGGUUCCUCAUAAUUUCGGUGUGAAUAAUCCGCCGAUAUUGAACACAGUUGAACAAGUGACCCAUCACAGUGAAGUACUUGACUCUCUAAUGGAGAUCGAAUGUGCUUAUAACAUGCUCCAGAGUGAGGAAGCUAGUAAAGACGUUAAUCCACUUGAUCAACACUACGCCCAGCUUAAGACCGAUAUGGUUCCUCUGAGCAAGGAUACAGACGAGUUUAAAUUGCUCGCUCAAUAUGUUCAGAAUACUCACGCGGAAACUCAUCGUAUGUACGAUUUGGAAAUCGUAGACAUAUUCAAAGUCGCACGUAAGGGCGAAGAACGUCGCUUUAAACCGUUCAGAAAGUUACAUAAUCGCAAGCUUUUGUGGCACGGUUCUCGUCUCACAAACUUUGUGGGCAUUCUUAGCCAUGGCUUGAAAAUUGCCCCGCCGGAAGCUCCGGUAACUGGUUAUAUGUUCGGUAAAGGUAUUUACUUCGCUGAUAUGGUGUCGAAAUCGGCCAAUUAUUGUUUCACAUCAAAGGAGAACAAUACGGGUUUGCUAUUGUUGUCUGAAGUUGCUUUGGGCGAUAUGCUGGAGUGUACUCAGGCGAAGUACAUCACUAAGCUGCCGAAGGACAAGCACAGUCUUAAAGGUAUCGGACGAACGCAACCAAACCCUGAAGAGUCUCAUGUGCGUGCAGAUGGGGUGGAGAUACCAUUGGGAAAACCCCUUACCUCACAGGAUCUAAAAUCCUCGUUAUUAUACAAUGAAUUUAUUGUGUAUGAUGUCGCUCAGGUUAAUAUUCAGUACUUGUUUAGAGUCAACUUCAACUACAAAUAUUAGAGUGCUAAGCAGGGACUUUGUUAUAUUCUGUUGUUUUACGUUUUUUUUUGCCACAUUUUCGAAAGUAAUGCGUUGUUGCGUUGCAGAGCUUUGAGACCAAAAUGGAAAAUUGCUGAAUGCGCCACUGAUUGAUAACUGUAGAGGAACGCUUUGUUUUAAGCAGAAAAAAAAGAGUUCGAUUGUCUUAUUAUUGGAUAUAAGUGGCCCAUUUCCAAGUUUUCAUUCUAAUUUGAAAGCUCGAGAACUAACAAUGUGUUGUUAACCUAAACUUUAAAAUUUAUGCAUAACACCACAGGUUAUGAUUGAGCUACAUUCGCAUUCCUUUUUAUGUUUACGAUUAAUCUAAUAAAGUUGAAAGCCUACAGUGAAA